AUGUCCUUUGUCGACCACAUCCGUCUCGAUCCCUACGCCCCAGCCCCUCAACCACGCGACCUCGCCGUGUCUCUCUUCUACCCAACAGCCGACGAUGCAGAUCGCCACUUCAAGCCAGCCCGCCAGUUCCCGAAGAAGUUCGUAGCGUACUGGAACGACAUGGCCAGCCAAAAUGUCCCGGCUUCGGCUCCUCGCGGCUCCUCGCGGCUCUUCUACUCAGACUACGCCGAAGAGCUGGCCAGCUACGGCUGGAACAUAGUCACAAUAGACCACACAUACGAAGCACCCAUAGUCGUGUACCCCGACGGGCGCGUGGUAACAUCCAACCUCAGCGAAGUCGCCGUGUCCGGCGGGGUCGUCACCCCAGAGAUCUUCGACCCAUCGCGGAUCCCCGGCCUCGGAGACCGGCGGCGGCUCCGGACGGACAGCGUCGGCGCGGUCGGCGGCUCCUUCGGCGGCGCCACGGCAUACCAGGCCAUGGCCAACGACACGCGGUUCGCAGCCGGGGGGAACUUCGACGGGGAGCUCUUCGGGACCUCCGUGCUUGAGGACACGGACAAGCCGUUCCUGUUCCUCGCCUCGCUGACCCACAAUUACACGAACGACCCGUCGUGGCGGGAGGCGUGGCCGCACUUGAAGGGGUUCAAGCGGAUCUUCGGCGUGGCUAACACGGAGCAUCCUAGUUUUUUGGACUGGGUGGUCCUGAGGCAGAUCCUGGGAGAUACUUUCCCCCAUGCUAUUAGCGCGGCGAUCGGGGCGAUCAAUGGCACGAGGAUGUUGGCUGUUGAGCGGGCGUUCACGAAAGCCUUCUUUGAUCGCUUCUUGAAGGGGCGUGGGGGCGAGUUACUUGAUGGGAAGGGGCUUGAUGCCUGGCCGGACAUUACUUGGAUAAAAGAGCCACCUGCCUCGGGCUUGUAUCCCUCUUAG
This is a messenger RNA of Anthostomella pinea, 927 nucleotides long. Lineage: Eukaryota; Fungi; Ascomycota; Sordariomycetes; Xylariales; Xylariaceae. The record is from the annotation of a GenBank genome assembly.